UUACUAUGUUUGUCAAAAAUCAACCAAAGAAAAAAUCAUUUCAUCAUAAGUAGCAAUGGCUCUCAAGUCCUUAGUACUAACCAUUGCCAUAAUGGCAGUGUUAUCUUCAAUGAGCCAUGCAGGUGAACCUAGCCCUCUUCAGGAUUUCUGUGUUGCUGUUGACGAUGCCAAAAAUGCUGUUUUUGUAAAUGGAAAAUUUUGCAAAAAUCCAAUGCAAGUUGUGGCGGAUGAUUUCUUUGAGUCAGGGCUAAAUGUACCUGGUAAUACUUCAAAUCCACUUGGAUCUGUGGUGACUCCUGUGAACGUCAACCAAUUACCUGGACUCAACACUUUUGGCGUUUCAUUAGUUCGUAUUGAUUAUGCACCAUAUGGUCUCAACCCACCACACACACAUCCUAGAGGAACCGAGGUUCUUACUGUCUUUGAGGGCACGCUAUAUGUUGGUUUUGUCCUAUCAAACCCUGGUCCAAAUAUGAAGAACAAGCUCUUUACCAAGAUUCUACAUCCUGGAGAUGUGUUUGUCUUCCCAAUAGGUCUCAUUCAUUUCCAAUUUAAUGUGGGAAAGACUAAUGCAGUUGCAUUUGCUGGACUGAGCAGUCAAAAUCCAGGAACCAUCACUAUUGCAAAUGCAGUAUUUGGCUCAGACCCACCAAUCAGUGACGAUGUUCUUGCAAAAGCAUUCCAAAUUGAUAAGAAAGUUGUGGAUUACCUCCAAUCACAAUUCUGGUGGGAUAACAAUAUAUAACUAAAAC
Molecule: messenger RNA, 752 nt
Organism: Capsicum annuum
Lineage: Eukaryota; Viridiplantae; Streptophyta; Magnoliopsida; Solanales; Solanaceae
Product: germin-like protein subfamily 1 member 13
Exons: 2
Coding region: 56-745 (229 amino acids)
Cellular component (GO): cell wall
Molecular function (GO): manganese ion binding
Source: RefSeq, a predicted model, not a curated record